This is a messenger RNA of Carya illinoinensis, 1891 nucleotides long. RefSeq names its product elongation factor 1-alpha-like. Lineage: Eukaryota; Viridiplantae; Streptophyta; Magnoliopsida; Fagales; Juglandaceae. The record is from RefSeq and is a predicted model, not a curated record. The transcript is spliced from 3 exons. Gene Ontology annotation, molecular function: GTPase activity; translation elongation factor activity; GTP binding. Gene Ontology annotation, biological process: translation; translational elongation. Bases 177 to 1520 code for a protein of 447 amino acids.
AAGGGUACAUACGUAAUCUCACCGUGUGUAAACCCUCUCAAACGAAGCCCUAGCUCCACACGCCCUCUCGUCAUUAUAAAUAGCAAGCAAAGCAUUGCCGUUCUUUCGACUGUGCUUUAGACUAUCACCUUGCCGCUGAGUCCUCUCUAAUCCAAGCAUCUAUAUAACAUUCCAAUAUGGGUAAGGAAAAGUUUCACAUCAACAUCGUGGUCAUUGGCCAUGUCGACUCGGGAAAGUCGACCACCACUGGACACUUGAUCUAUAAGCUUGGUGGUAUUGACAAGCGUGUCAUCGAGAGGUUCGAGAAGGAGGCAGCUGAGAUGAACAAGAGGUCAUUCAAGUAUGCCUGGGUGUUGGACAAGCUUAAGGCUGAACGUGAACGUGGUAUCACCAUUGACAUUGCCUUGUGGAAAUUCGAGACUACCAAGUACUACUGCACUGUCAUUGAUGCCCCUGGACAUCGUGACUUUAUCAAGAACAUGAUCACCGGUACCUCACAGGCUGACUGUGCUGUCCUCAUUAUUGACUCCACCACUGGUGGUUUUGAAGCUGGUAUUUCCAAGGAUGGUCAGACCCGUGAGCAUGCCUUGCUGGCCUUUACCCUUGGUGUCAAGCAGAUGAUUUGCUGCUGUAACAAAAUGGAUGCCACAACCCCAAAAUACUCUAAGGCAAGGUACGAUGAAAUCGUUAAGGAAGUCUCGUCCUAUUUAAAGAAGGUUGGAUACAACCCUGACAAGAUCCCCUUUGUCCCAAUCUCUGGUUUUGAGGGUGACAACAUGAUUGAGAGGUCAACCAACCUUGACUGGUACAAGGGCCCUACCCUCCUUGAGGCUCUCGACUUGAUCCAGGAGCCCAAGAGGCCCUCGGACAAGCCCCUCCGUCUGCCACUCCAGGAUGUUUACAAGAUUGGUGGCAUUGGAACCGUCCCAGUUGGACGUGUGGAGACUGGUAUCAUCAAGCCUGGUAUGGUGGUGACCUUUGGACCAACCGGACUGACAACUGAAGUUAAGUCUGUUGAGAUGCACCAUGAAGCUCUCCAGGAGGCCCUUCCUGGUGACAAUGUUGGCUUCAAUGUGAAGAAUGUUGCUGUGAAGGAUCUGAAGCGUGGUUUUGUUGCUUCCAACUCCAAGGAUGAUCCUGCCAAGGAGGCAGCUAACUUCACCUCCCAGGUCAUCAUCAUGAACCACCCUGGUCAGAUCGGCAAUGGUUAUGCUCCAGUGCUUGACUGCCACACUUCCCACAUUGCAGUUAAGUUUGCAGAACUCUUGACCAAGAUUGACAGGCGAUCUGGUAAGGAGCUGGAGAAGGAGCCCAAGUUUUUGAAGAACGGUGAUGCAGGGAUGGUGAAGAUGAUUCCCACCAAGCCAAUGGUUGUUGAGACUUUCUCAGAGUAUCCACCUCUUGGUCGUUUUGCCGUUAGGGACAUGCGCCAGACCGUUGCUGUUGGUGUCAUCAAGAGUGUUGAGAAGAAGGAUCCAAGUGGUGCUAAGGUCACCAAGUCUGCUGCUAAGAAGAAGUGAAACGUGCAGCAGUAUAAUAUUCAAAUUUCAGCAGGUCAUAUUUAUGAAGCUUAUUAUACAAACUUGGUCCGUAUUUGUGCUGCUUUUGGACGUUGCAUGCUUUAUUUUUUGAGGCAAAGUUUGAUGCUUUCGAUGUUGGGUACCCUGUCUCAGAGUUGGGUAUGGUUGCAAAGUUUGUGUUUGUUUCCCAGUCAAUCUUGAUGUGUCGAGGUGCCUCGGAUAAUUCUGAGGCGGCUCAAAAGUUUUGUUUUCGUGUUGCUUAAUAUGAACUCGUUCUUGCUUAGUUUAAUACUUCUGAUUUCCAGAGUCCCAUUAGAUUCUCAUUACUGUUGAACAUGUUCAUUCAAAAUAAUCUCUGAUUUAUUUGAAUA